AUGGAUUCAAUAUACUCCACCUUUUCUUCGACUUCCAAAAGCCAUUUCUCCACUUACAAUAUAAAUGAACUUAGCUCUGGAUUUCCGUCAUCAGCGAUGAUGAAACAAUUCUAUUAUAAAUUAGAUAAAGUAAAAGAGGAUAGGAUAGUAAAUGACCGAUCCAUCCUUUCAAAUCUAUUAAAGUACAAUAAUAGGGUAUGCUUUAUUUCGAUACCAUUCUCUGGCAUAUUUUGUGACUCCGUUGAGUUUCUUCACAGUAUCUUUACAACUAAUGUAUCGUAUGAAGACAAAUGGCAGAAUGUAUUUGAUGAUUAUGAUUUUUCUCAGUUAGAAGAUUGGAUCAUAUGUAUCCAGGCCAAUGAUUCUCCGGAAUUGAAUGAAAUACAUGAAUGGAGGAAGGUCAUAAUUAAUUCAUGUCAAUAUUACCCUAUAUGCCUUCCAUUAACCGAUUCUUUCAAGUAUAGUUUCUCCUCAGAUCUUGGGGCGUGUUCAAAGUUUCCAAAGGAAUUUAACUAUAAUCAUGUUUCUCUCGCAAGUGGAUGUCCUACCCCAUUACUCCUAGAAGUUAACGAUUUUGAAGAAACAAGAAAUUGUAUUCAACAGAUCGAAAGCCAGAACCUGUAUUUAACCACAGAUGAUGAAUGUAACCCCAUAAUCGCAUACACAACAGGAAAUAGUGAUAUUAUUUUGUCUGUUGAUCCGUCAUUCAUUCCUUUAGAAGAGUUAGAACACCAGCAUUUUAAACAUCCUGUGGUCAUCAAUGCCAAUAAUACUGCUUCUUCUGAUCUAAAAAAUAUCAUACCGCAUUUAAAAGCAAUAUCCGGCAUAGUUGGUUUUGAAGUGUCCCUAAACAUCAAAAAUAUCCCAACUCCGAAUCCUGCAUCUGCAUGCUCGUUAAAUUCAUCGACGCAAAAUUCUCAGCAUAAUUCAGUAGUGACUCCUAAGUUGGGAAAAACUAAGGCAAGCAACUGGAUGACCUCGUUAUUUGGUAUUAAACAGAAGAAUGUUACUUCUGUAACUGCAGAUGUUGACUUAGAUAUCGAGAAUAUGAAGCAUUUUUUUGAUUUAUUAUUUACACUGUUGUCUAGCUUGACAAGAACAAAAUAA
Kluyveromyces marxianus DMKU3-1042 is the source of this 1107-nucleotide messenger RNA. RefSeq lists its product as uncharacterized. The record is from RefSeq and is a predicted model, not a curated record. Lineage: Eukaryota; Fungi; Ascomycota; Saccharomycetes; Saccharomycetales; Saccharomycetaceae. The transcript has a single exon. Bases 1 to 1107 code for a protein of 368 amino acids.